AUGGCUCUGACAAUGAAGAGGCCCCGAGCUGCCGAACACGCACAGAAAACCCUAAAGAAAACUAGCGCUGUACAUGAAAUUGACACCAUAGAUGCCAAAGGAGCCACUUCGGUCGCGUUCGAGUCUCGCUAUAUUUCAAAGCGGAAACCAUGUCUGAUUCAAGGCUUGGUGGCCGGGUUUGAUCUCGAAUCAUUCCGUCUUGAUAAUGUGGCAGAUUUUUUACAAUGUGACGAUUUUUUGCAGGUGGAACGCAAGUCCAACGGUGGUUACGGCACUGGAGAAAAUCGAGUUCGCUUGAAAUUUGCAGAUCUGGUGGAAAGGCUGAAGAACGGCGACCACUCGUUGUAUUUAACUACCCAGUAUGAUGAGGACGAUUGCGUAUCGGACGAAGACUCUGACGGUGAGUUUCCGGAAUUGGGUGUGGCCCCUGUCCCGGCCGACACAGACUCGGAACUGGGCUCAGUCGAUUUCGACAAUUUUCAUGACGACUUCGACGAUGAAAAUCCCGCCAACGACGAAGAACCGUCUCUCGAUACUGCUUACGCCCGCGUGCAAGAGCUUCUACAGAAACCCCUAACCAACUUGUGCCACACGUGGCCAGUGGACUUGCUGCGGCCCGGCUUACUGGCCGGCCUGGUGCCUCAACAAAUAAACCUGUGGAUGGGCCGCGCGGACCCCGAUUCCAGACUGCUCUUUGACGAGUCCCAACCCCUACUUGGCCUGGGGAGAUCGCUUCCCUCUCCAGGCGCCUCGUCGUCGGGUCUCCACCACGACCACGCGGAUAACCUGUACAUACUAAUAUCGGGGAAAAAAAGAUUCACCUUGUUUCCGCCCACGGAUGCUCCCAACCUCUACACUGUCGGCGACAUUGGGAAUAUAUACCCGUCCGGGGUCAUCGACUACAUACGCAACGAAAAAGCGCCAUUCUGGAAACAUGUGCGGGAAGACGGUGCGCUGGUUGAGCAGGUCGCGCUUUGGCGACUCGAGCGCGAGUCGCUGGAUGAGGAGGAGAAAAAACGUCUUGAGGAUGUCGCCGCAAGGGAAUCCGAGGUACACGAAGAAAAGGCCCGCCACGGAAAGACGAAAACAGACCCUCCUUCGUUUUCUAGAAUACCUCCUGCCCUGCUACACCUGGACGAUGUGCAAGACGCCGAAAAACGAACGAAAAUGCAACGCCUCAUAGAUACAGAGUUCCCACGGUUGAAAGAGUGCAAGCCGCUCCAGGUGACAAUAGAGCCUGGCCAAAUGUUAUAUUUGCCGGCAGGGUGGUUCCACGAGGUGUCGUCCUUUGGCAGCGACGACGAGCCGGUUCACAUUGCCCUGAAUUACUGGUUUGCGCCGCCGGCAAAUCUUUCGCCGCCCUUGUACGCCGAUAGCUUUUGGGCCGAGGAUUUUGAUCAAACGAGCAAGUGUCUUCGUGUCUUGCACAGCCAUGGCCGAUAA
This is a messenger RNA of Ogataea polymorpha, 1443 nucleotides long. RefSeq lists its product as uncharacterized. Bases 1 to 1443 code for a protein of 480 amino acids. Gene Ontology annotation, molecular function: 2-oxoglutarate-dependent dioxygenase activity. The transcript has a single exon. NCBI's taxonomy places the organism in Eukaryota, Fungi, Ascomycota, Pichiomycetes, Pichiales, Pichiaceae. The record is from RefSeq and is a predicted model, not a curated record.